Molecule: messenger RNA, 4861 nt
Organism: Mytilus californianus (California mussel)
Lineage: Eukaryota; Metazoa; Mollusca; Bivalvia; Mytilida; Mytilidae
Product: EH domain-containing protein 3-like
Exons: 2
Coding region: 87-1688 (533 amino acids)
Biological process (GO): endosomal transport; endocytosis
Cellular component (GO): plasma membrane; cytoplasm
Molecular function (GO): protein binding; calcium ion binding; GTP binding
Source: RefSeq, a predicted model, not a curated record
GCGCACAUAAUGAUAUUCACUUCCGCAGUAUUUGUCACGUCUGAAAUAAACCGACUUCAGAAGUGAAAGUUAUUUUGUAUUUCAAGAUGAAGAGGUGGCUUGACGGGAAUAACAAGCGGAAAGAACCGGAGGUGUUCGAUACUGUUGCCGAUGGCCUAAAAUCUAUUUACAGAACAAAACUAUUACCUUUAGAGGAACAUUAUAAGUUUCAUGACUUCCACUCCCCCCAACUUGAUGAUCCAGAUUUUGACGCUAAACCAAUGAUACUGCUCAUCGGCCAAUACUCAACUGGCAAGACAACCUUUAUAAGAUACCUCCUAGAGCAAGAUUUUCCUGGAAUACGAAUAGGUCCAGAGCCGACAACAGAUCGGUUCAUAGCCGUUAUGAGUGGAGAUCAAGAUGGAAUUGUUCCUGGUAACGCCCUUGUUGUUGAUAGUAAAAAGCAAUUCAAACCACUCACAAAAUUUGGAAAUGCAUUUCUAAAUCGAUUUCAGUGUUCAACAUUAAACAAUCCAGUUGUUGAUAGUUUAACAAUUGUAGACACCCCAGGUAUUUUGUCUGGAGAAAAACAGAGGCUUGACCGUGGAUAUGAUUUUGCUGGUGUGUUGGAAUGGUUUGCAGAAAGAGUGGACAGAAUAUUGCUUCUUUUCGAUGCACACAAAUUGGAUAUUUCAGACGAAUUCAAAAGAGCAAUUGAUGCAGUCAAGGGAUAUGAUGACAAAAUCAGAAUAAUUUUGAACAAAGCAGACAUGGUGGAUCAUCAACAAUUGAUGAGAGUUUAUGGUGCAUUAAUGUGGUCCCUUGGAAAAGUUUUGAACACACCUGAAGUUGCAAGAGUAUACAUAGGUUCUUUCUGGGACAAUCCUUUACACUUCGAUAUGAAUAGGAAAUUAUUUGAACUUGAAGAACAAGACCUGUUUAAUGAUUUACAGAGCCUACCAAAAAAUGCAGCUUUACGGAAACUAAAUGACCUCAUCAAAAGGGCAAGGUUGGCAAAGGUACAUGCCUAUAUCAUUAGUCAUUUGAAGAAAGAGAUGCCCUCAAUGUUUGGCAAGGACGCAAAAAAGAAAGACUUAAUUAAAGGAUUAAAAGAAAUAUAUGAUGUUCUACAGAGAGAACACCAGAUUUCACCAGGAGAUUUCCCAGAUAUAGAAAGAAUGAAAGAAGUACUCCAGCAUCAAGACUUCACAAAAUUCCAUGCAUUGAAACCAAAGUUAAUUGAAACGGUUGAUAACAUGCUAUCUACAGAUAUAGCCAGGCUUAUGCAAAUGAUUCCACAUGAGCAAGAAAGUCAAGUAGAAGGACCAAAUGUAAAAGGCGGGGCUUUUGACACAAUGAAUGAGAGUAUGUUUGGUUAUGGAAGGGGAGAAGGCAUUGAUGAAGGUCGUGGUGAACAUGAAUGGAUCGUUGGUCAAGAGAAAUAUAAAUAUGAUGAAUCAUUUGAUAAACUUAAUCCAAUCAAUGGAAAAAUAACUGGUGCUGCAGCUAAGUCAGAAAUGGUCAGGUCCAAGCUGCCAAACUCUAUGUUAGGAAAAGUUUGGAAACUGUCAGACAUUGAUAAAGAUGGUAUGCUUGAUGCUGAUGAAUGGGCAUUAGCCAAUCACCUGAUCAAGAUUAAAUUAGAUGGACAUGAAUUACCAAAUACCUUACCAGAUCAUUUGAUCCCUCCAUCCAAGAAAGAUUUGUAAUUUAAAGAAUUGAAGUGGUUAUAUUAGUGAAAGGGCAUACCGGUAGUCUUACCUGUCAAAGAUUGUUAUAUUGUUAUACACAUUUAGAUUGUUACUUCUUGGUGUACACCUAAUACAAAUAUUAUGUUCUAAGACACGUGAUCACGCUGUACUUUAGUAGAUGAUCUGAUCUCUACAUACAAGAAACAUUUUUUGUUUGAUCUGAUUUUAAGUCUUAUUUUUGUUUUAAAAAAAUUGAAACAGUAGAAUUUCAUUUGAUCAACUAUUUUUAGCUCACUUGGCCUACAGAGUCUAUGAGAGCUUUUGCAAUCAUUUGGCUUCAUAGUAUGAAGGUCAUGACAAACUUUUCAAGAGCCUUCUCUUCUGAAACCAUGGGAUCAACUGUGACCUUAUUUUGUCUCCAUCAUUCUUACAAGGAUAGUUUAAUAUUAUAGUUAUGUCCAGUGGCCCCAGGACAGACCAACAUUAAUGGCUAAAGAAAAUAAAACAUAAUGGUUAAUCAACGAAAGAACUUAUUCAGAAAACUUUUUCAGUACCAUGGGUCUAAAUUUUAUUUCAAGUUGAAGUAUGAAUUGAAAAUGAUCAACUGGUGAACAUUUUAGCAUAUUUUUAGUAAGCAAGUGCAUGGGAUUACAUUUCUGAUUGUCCAAUGACUAUUUUUUAGGUACAUUUGUAAUUUGUCAAAAAAUUUUAUUAUUUUUUUAAAAUUGAUAAAUGUAUCAUUACAUGGUGGAUUACUAUUGGACCAAAUUAUAGGGUCAGCUGUAAUGGAAAUAGUCAUUAAAUACAUUUGUUCAUGUAUUCAAACUAAGGUAUAACUGGAGGCAAUAUAUUUCGGUUGGUGAGAAAAUCAUCAUGUAAUGAUAUUCAUUAUUUUCAAAGGCAUUUGUAUAGAAAGAAUUAUUAGAAUAAGCAGAUGAACUUUGAAAUUUACCAUUCUGUAAAAUUUUACAGGUGAAUUUGUCCUUAAUUUCAGAUAGAUUUUGUUCCCUACAAAUUGAAGUUGUUUCUGUUAUUGUAAAGCUAUCUUCAAUUGAUUUUCAUUUUUUUUAAUAAUAAUUAGGGAUGUCAACGAGUACUCGAGUAUCGCUCGGUAGUACCGAGUAUCGAUUACCAAAAUGAUACUCGACUAAUCGGUUUCCUGUAAUAAUGUUGUUGCUUUCUUAAGCUAAAACAAUAACAACAAAUUUUUUUGAGAGCGCCUCCCGGGAAAUUAAAUAUUAAUCAAAAUUAAUAAAACUUAAAAUUCGAUUCGAAUGUUUGUGUUUAAUUGUCAUUUAAAAUUCCUCCAAAGAGAGGUAGGAUAUAUGAACAAGAGCAUGUUUCCAAGGCUUACACCUUUGACUGAUCUUAAUUAUUCCUCCACUUCUCAACCGUAACUAUAUAUUUUCUUCAGCAGGACUGUUAGUUACCUAACAAAGAUGAGAAAUAGCCUCGUCCCAGAAAAAGUAUACAAGAUGAUAUUUAUAAAUAAGAACAAAUUCGUUGCACCCUGUGUUGACCCUCAGAAAAGGAUUAAGUUCUAAUCAUCACCCCUUUGGUGAUCAUUAAAUGUGUUUUUUACGAUUACUGUUGUUUGAGUAAUCAUUUUUCUAUAGAUAUUAAUUAAUUACAUGAUUAGAUUAUUGUCAGCUUACAUAAUCAGCUCAUGUAGUAAAUGAACUAUUAAUUAUGAUAUAAAAUUCCUUGGACUAUUAUCUAGUCCUAAGUAAUAAUGUUGAGGGUUUAACGUUUAUAAUGCAACAACCCACAAUACAUAAAAUGUAUAUAAUUUUGUGUUUCCAUUUUGUAAAUAUAAAAUGCUUGACCGAGCGAGUACUCGAGAAUCGCUCAGUAAAUCCUACGAGUACUCGAUUAGUUUAUCUUCACCGAGUUGACAUCCCUAAUAAUAAUACAUCCUUUGUGUUAAAGAAAUGCUUUAUGUGAUUAGCUGCAAUAAACCACUUAACAAAGAAACCAAUUGGUAAGAUAAGUGCCUGAUUUUCAUACAAAUUUAGCUUUUGUUUGAACAUAUUUUUUUAGGUAUAUUAUUUGGUAAUAAAUUUGUUUAUACAUUGUAAAUUUUGAUUUUAUUUUAUGAAUUCACUAAUAUAACUUAUAUGUACAUGUGUUAACCGCAAUCUAUGCAUGCUGUGUAUAUAUAACAAUCAUUUUUUUUAAUUGUCUGUAGAAUGUUUACCAUAACCAGAGGCGGAUUUUGUAACUAAAGGCAUUUUUGCCAAUCAAGGUAGAAAUGAAAGGGGAUCAAGGAUUAGGAAUUUGGUCACAAUUCCUGAAAACCAUUACUUCAUAUUAUAAUUUGUGUUCUGUUUACUGACAGUAACUCUUACAUUAGUUAUAAAACAGUAAUAUCAUUGAAAUGCAGAUUGUCAAGGGACUUACAAUGUAAGUUUCUCCUAUAGAUAAGUUUUGAUUGACACAAUUUGAGCAAGAGUUACUUCCCUUUGGAGGUCGGUUCACAAAUUCCUUCACAAAUCAGCCAAAUUUAACUUGUUAACUGCUAGAUAUAAUUUUAAUUUCUUUUAGCCUUGCUGGAUUCAUCAUUUCGAUCUAGGAUCUUCUAUUAGACUUUUUUGAUCCACAUGUUUCAAUUUGGAAAUCAACCAACCAUCUAACCCUUAAAAAUGGUGGCAAAGGGAAAUAACUCAAACUCAAAUUACCUCAUAUCGAAACCUAUAUUACUACUCUUUAUUAAUGCUUUAACAUUCUGAUGAGAAAGUUAAUUGGGACAUGUAUUCCUAAUACCCGAUGUUGACUUGACCACAAUUAAUCUACAAACUGAGACGAAAAACAUGAAAUCAUUGUAUCAGAUAUAUAUUAUUGUCAAACACCUAAAAAUUGUGCCUUAUCUUGUUUCUUCAAAUUCAUACUUGAGAGAAACAUAUGAUAAGUUAUACAACUUAUUUAUUUAUUUUGAAAACUUUUUCCAUGCUCUAUGUGCAAACAGGGUGUAAUGAAAGAAAUUGUUUGUUAGAACUAGAAAAAUGUCAGAUGUUUAAUGUAGUAACUUAUAUCUACUAUUAUUACCCAGAUGUUAUCUGAUUUACAAUAUAAUAAGCAGGAUUUAAAAUUGAUGUACAUUCUUCAGAUAAUUUAUUAGUAGUAUUGGGACAUAUUUACUUUAUCUUUUAUCAGAUAUAUUUAUUUAUAUUAUAAACAUAUAAAUAUUUAAA